Fonsecaea nubica is the source of this 498-nucleotide messenger RNA. RefSeq names its product ribose 5-phosphate isomerase. The transcript has 2 exons. Gene Ontology annotation, molecular function: isomerase activity. The coding region runs from base 1 to 498 and encodes 165 amino acids. The record is from RefSeq and is a predicted model, not a curated record. Gene Ontology annotation, cellular component: intracellular anatomical structure. Gene Ontology annotation, biological process: carbohydrate metabolic process. Lineage: Eukaryota; Fungi; Ascomycota; Eurotiomycetes; Chaetothyriales; Herpotrichiellaceae.
AUGGCGACCAACGGCACGUCAACCCAAACCCCCCUCCGGGUCGUCGUGGGCAGCGACAACGCCGGGCACGCCUACAAGACGGCGCUCAAGGAGGUGCUCAAGAAACACGCGGGGGUGACGCACGUCCUGGACGUUGGCGUGGUCGACGCCGACGACGCGACAGCGUACCCGCACCUGGCGGUGGAUGCGUGCAAGAAGAUCAAGUCGGGAGAGGCCGACCGCGCCCUCCUGAUCUGCGGCACGGGUCUCGGCGUCGCCAUCUCGGCCAACAAGGUCGAGGGCAUCCGGGCUGUGACGGCGCACGACCCCUACAGCGUCGAGCGCAGCGUGCUCUCCAACAACGCCCAGGUGCUGUGCUUCGGCCAGCGCGUCAUCGGGCUCGAGCUGGCCAAGAAGCUGGUCGACGAGUGGGUCGAGCUGCGCUUCGACGAGUCCAGCGCCAGCGCCGAAAAGGUCGCUCACAUUUCAAAGUACGAGGAGCAGUUUGGCGAGUUGUGA